GCGAUGACUGAACAGAAUUCGUACUGUCAAACCGCUUCAUUGAAAAGCAAUCACCUACAAAGCACUCGUCCAAUUGUUGCGUGAAUUUCACCCGAAAUAACUGAUCCACAAACUGCUGUCCCUCCGUAAUCGGACGUAUUUAACGCUGAAUCACUUCACUGGCAGAACGUGACCUGUUUGCAUCCAGUGCAUCCAGAGGGCAACCAAGCAUCAGCAACAACCACAACAACAACACCAGCACGGCAAACAGUGUAAAGGCACAGUACAAGAGCACAGUUGCGACGCGAGAUGGCUGGCGCUAUGAUGAUCGACCGUGCCCAAUCGCACUCCCUGAACCGGCAGGAUAUGACUAACUUUGCCCGCGACCUGGAGGUGGAUGAAAACGACGAGGAACAGAUCCGACAAAAGGAACAGAAAAUUCUCGAACUCGGCGAAACGUACAAGAAGGAAGGCAAGGCCAAGGAGCUGGCCGAUCUGAUCAAAGUGACCCGCCCGUUCCUGAGCUUCCUGAGCAAAGCGAAAGCGGCCAAGCUGGUCCGUUCGCUGGUGGACCUGUUCCUGGAUUUGGAGGCCGAAACGGGCAUCGAGGUACAGCUGUGCAAGGAAUGCAUCGAGUGGGCCAAGCAGGAAAAGCGCACCUUCCUGCGACAGUCCCUUGAGGCGCGGCUCAUUGCGCUCUACUUCGACACGGGCAUGUACACGGAAGCGCUGAACCUUGGCAGCCAGCUGCUGAAGGAGCUGAAGAAGCUGGACGACAAAAAUCUGCUCGUCGAGGUACAGCUGCUGGAGAGCAAAACGUAUCACGCCCUGAGCAACUUGCCGAAGGCCCGUGCUGCUCUCACGUCCGCGCGUACCACGGCCAAUGCAAUCUACUGCGCACCGAAGGUUCAGGCCACGCUCGAUCUGCAGUCGGGCAUUCUGCAUGCGGCCGACGAGCGCGACUUCAAAACCGCCUUCUCGUACUUCUACGAAGCGUUCGAAGGGUUCGAUUCGGUGCAGAGCAGCAAAGCGCUGACAGCGCUCAAGUACAUGCUGCUGUGCAAGAUUAUGCUCGGCCAGUCGGAUGACGUGAACCAGAUCGUCAGUGGCAAGCUGGCCAUUACGUACUCCGGGCGCGAUAUCGACGCCAUGAAGGCGGUCGCGGAAGCAUCGCACAAACGCUCCCUGGCCGACUUUCAGGACGCGCUGAAGCAGUACAAGAAAGAGCUGGAGGAUGAUGUGAUUGUGAAGGCGCACCUGGGCACACUGUACGACACGAUGCUCGAGCAGAACCUGUGCCGCAUCAUCGAACCGUACUCGCAGUGCGAGGUGAGCUUCAUCGCGGAACAGAUUGCCCUGCCCAUCGCCCAGGUCGAGAAGAAGCUGUCACAGAUGAUCCUGGACAAGAAGUUUAGCGGCAUCCUGGACCAGGGCAUCGGUGUGCUGAUCGUGUUCGAGGAAACGCCGGUCGACAAAACGUACGAGACUGCACUGGAAACGAUACAGCACAUGGGCAAGGUGGUCGACACGCUCUACCAGAAGGCAAAGAAGCUGACGUAAAACGAGUGGGGAAAGAAGAAGGAGGUGUGUGUGAGUGAGUGUACGCGGUUGUCCCUCACGAGACCCGCAAAACGGUUAGCGCAUAAUGCAAAUUAAUUAAUUUGUCUACCAUCUUAAAGCUCCCUCUGCUCUUCAUGUA
Molecule: messenger RNA, 1678 nt
Organism: Anopheles coluzzii
Lineage: Eukaryota; Metazoa; Arthropoda; Insecta; Diptera; Culicidae
Gene: Rpn6
Product: 26S proteasome non-ATPase regulatory subunit 11
Exons: 4
Coding region: 289-1539 (416 amino acids)
Biological process (GO): ubiquitin-dependent protein catabolic process
Cellular component (GO): proteasome regulatory particle, lid subcomplex
Molecular function (GO): protein binding; structural molecule activity
Source: RefSeq, a predicted model, not a curated record